AUGGAUCAUUCCCAGUGCCUUGUGACUAUAUACGCCUUGGUGGUUCUGCUGGGUCUCCGGCUACAGCAGGGCGCCUGCCAGCACUAUCUGCACAUCCGACCGGCUCCCAGCGACAACUUGCCCUUGGUGGAUCUAAUCGAGCACCCGGAUCCUAUAUUUGACCCCAAGGAGAAGGAUCUUAACGAGACCUUGCUAAGGAACCUCAUGGGCGGACACUUCGACCCCAACUUUAUGGCUGUUUCUUUGCCCGAGGACCGGCUCGGAGUGGACGAUCUAGCUGAGCUGGAUUUGCUGCUCAGGCAGAGACCCUCGGGAGCGAUGCCCAGCGAAAUCAAAGGGCUGGAGUUUUACGACGGGCUGCAGCCGGGCAAGAAGCACAGGCUGAGCAAGAAGCUGCGCAGGAAGCUGCAGAUGUGGCUUUGGUCCCAGACCUUCUGCCCGGUCCUAUACACGUGGAACGAUCUCGGCAGCCGCUUUUGGCCCCGGUAUGUCAAAGUGGGCAGCUGCUACAGUAAAAGGUCUUGUUCAGUCCCCGAAGGCAUGGUUUGCAAACCUGCCAAGUCCGUGCAUUUAACGAUCCUGAGGUGGAGGUGCCAGCGCCGGGGCGGGCAGAGAUGCACAUGGAUACCCAUCCAGUACCCCAUCAUUUCGGAGUGUAAGUGCUCCUGCUAG
Pyrgilauda ruficollis (rufous-necked snowfinch) is the source of this 672-nucleotide messenger RNA. RefSeq names its product noggin (gene NOG). Gene Ontology annotation, biological process: negative regulation of cell differentiation; negative regulation of BMP signaling pathway; osteoblast differentiation. NCBI's taxonomy places the organism in Eukaryota, Metazoa, Chordata, Aves, Passeriformes, Passeridae. The record is from RefSeq and is a predicted model, not a curated record. The transcript has a single exon. The coding region runs from base 1 to 672 and encodes 223 amino acids.